CACAGAUUACAUUGGAAAGAAAUUACACGGAAAUAUUGCAGGUCAAAUAAACAUUUCAUUAAGAAUAACGUUAAUCAGGCUGAGAGGAAUGGGGCGUUAAGCAAUCUUAUCUCCGCAUUGCAGCCCGUAGUCGCUCUUAGGCGCUACACUCCGUUUGGUAAGUGGCGGCACUGCAGCUAAAUCUUGGUUUGUCAGUCUGCAAAUGAAGUACACAAAAACAGAAGAAGAUAGCACGCUGAUGUUGUUGAGGGGAGUGGCUUUUCUGUAGCCGACAUUCAGCAACUCACGUUGUGUCAUAACACUCCUCUACACGCAAUACAAAACUUGUUACCUCCACGCGAGAGCUACAAAAAGAGCUUCAUCAAGCAGAAUGAUGUUUGGAGCAGUGGUUGUGGGCAUUGGGACAGCGGGUUGGGUGAGGAUCAGAGACAUACUAGCUCCACUGCAGGGCAGUUCUGCUGAGAAACUCAGUGUCAAAGGAUUCAUCUCCAGGAGAAGUUUGGAUAGUCAGCAAGGAGUAACUCAGAUUUCUGUCGAAGAGACUCUCACCAGAAAAGAUAUUGACGUAGCGUUCAUCUGCACUGAGAAUGCAUCACAUGAAGAUAACGUCAGAACAUUUCUGCAAGCAGGGAAACAUGUCUGUGUAGAGUAUCCCAUGGCACUUAACUACAAAACUGCUGUGGAGCUCUGGAAUUUGGCACAGGAAAAAGGGUUGAUUCUUCAUGAGGAACACAUAGAACUUUUUUCAGAAGAUUACAAAUGGCUGAAAAAGGAAGUCAAAGGGAAAACCCUGCAAGAAGGAACUCUUCAUUUUACAGGUGGAGUUCUGAAGCCUGGAUUCGGUUUCAUGGCAUUUAGUGGCAUCGCACGCCUCACCUGGUUGGUUGAGUUGUUUGGGGAGCUCUCUGUAACUGCAGCAACCAUGGAACAGGACAUUAGCAACAACUACAGCAAGAUGACUGCAAAGAUGCUAACUGCUGACCAAAAACCGCUGACAUGGAUUGAGGAACGAGGACCAGGCCUCCAAAGAGCCAAAAAUAUCAACUUCCAAUUUGUUUCCGGAUCACUAACUGAAAUCCCGCCAUCACCCAGAGGGGCUGUGGGUCUUUUCAUGCAAGAUCUGAUCCAUUUUUCCGCCAAGCUGAUGGGCCAAGUGAGCCAAGAGGAGCUCCAGAAAGAGAAAAUUAGGAUCCUACACUGCUCUGAACUGGCAGACAGAAUACAGCAACUCUGCGAAAGAUGAAAAUCUUCUUGACAGUACUCUUGAUUCUUGUUUCAAACUUGAAUUUAUUUUUCCAGUGUGCACUUAAGUUUCACAUUGUGCGUAGAGGUGUGAACAAAUGAUGUUAGUUGGAUUGCAUUAUUUAUAACUGUCAUUUUUAGUGUGUCACACAACACAUUUCUAACAACAUUAAGAUGUUUGUAAUGUAACUAAGCCAAUACAAAAACAAAGAUGUGCAUUCAAACAUACUUUUUUGCAGAAAAAAAAUAUUUGCAAAUAUUCACUCAACUUGAAUUUGAUAACUGCAAUUAAAAAAGUGGAAUGGUCAUGUUUUUCAGUGCUGCAAAAACCUUUGUUUAAACAACCACUUAGUAGACUACAUCCAAUCCUAGCUGAUGUAUGGCAAGAGGCAUGGUAACCAAAAAACACAGUACACAAAGACACACCUUACACAUACAUAUUGGCGAACUUCAGCCAGGAAGGCUCUGACCUAGAUUUAAAAGUGCCAACAUCAACUGUCAGGACAGGAGCCUGACCGUACCUGCACGAUAGGACAGCUCAGUAUCUUUCCACGUGACAAAUUGAUGGUCGGUAUCAGGUACUUUGAGGAUGGUAGCAUGAAUGAAGCGGCACCGGAUGUUCUGAUAGGCAUCUUUGCCUGCAGUAUUGUUGUUUGUGGCAGCCCUUUUAAUUUCCGUUUUAGUCUGUCUUUUGGACCACAACACUUAUUAGUCUUAGUCACAUUUUAGUCAUCUCAAAAUGUGUUUCUCUGCGUCUAGUUUUUGUUGACAAAAACUCAAGACAAAUUUCGUCUUAGUCGCCAUUUUCUAAAAAUGUUUUCAUCUGUAAAAUUAAAUGUUACUCCAAAAAUUAAGCUUUCCAACUAUUUCGAAUGAACAUUGACAGAUAAGCACAUAUUGUAAUGCCUACAAGGACAACGCCAACUUGGUUAUAAUACCCAGUAAGAAAACAGUACAUUAUUUUCAAUGAAUUAUACCCACCUGAACGCCACAAACUUAUGUAAAAAAAGUUGUCCAAGAGUUUAAGAAGAUGCAUGGCAUUAGCAUAAGCCUAAAGCUAACGCGAAUGCUAUGCUAAUGCUAUAAGUUACAUUUAAGGCGUGAUGAUCACUCAGCACAGACCUUUAAAGGCCAACGUGACAUUGGAUAUUCUUUCUGGCAAAGAUUAAAAAAACAUAUCUUACCGUGUGUGCAAGCCUGGAGAGCAGGAGCACGCACAUGAGUGACACAACCAUACACUGCUACGAUGCAGGUAACUACAUUUAAAAUGUCACACAUUGUGAACGUUGCGGAAACUAUUGUUCAUUUUCGUCUCGUCAGACGAAAACUGGCAUUCGUCUCGUUAUGUUUUAGUCUCCCAAAACAUGUUUUUAGCUC
Molecule: messenger RNA, 2619 nt
Organism: Corythoichthys intestinalis (scribbled pipefish)
Lineage: Eukaryota; Metazoa; Chordata; Actinopteri; Syngnathiformes; Syngnathidae
Gene: blvra
Product: biliverdin reductase A
Exons: 8
Coding region: 371-1243 (290 amino acids)
Biological process (GO): heme catabolic process
Cellular component (GO): cytoplasm
Molecular function (GO): zinc ion binding; nucleotide binding; biliverdin reductase [NAD(P)H] activity
Source: RefSeq, a predicted model, not a curated record